Messenger RNA from Moneuplotes crassus, 9134 nucleotides. The record is from the annotation of a GenBank genome assembly. Lineage: Eukaryota; Ciliophora; Spirotrichea; Euplotida; Euplotidae.
AGAAAUGUCACAAGAAAACUCAAAAAGUUUUGAGAAUAGUGAUUCGAAUAUUAAUGAAUUCGCAAGAAACACUGAAGAAAGAUUCAGCAGACCUGAUAACCCAAAGGAGGAGACUAAGGAGCCUGUUCCAGGCAAUCAGCUUGACCCUAAUGCUAGUGAUGAUUCACCUGAUAAAAUUUAUAAAAUCGAAGAUGCCAUGCAUGAAGGACACAUGCAGAACAAUCGAGAAGAUUUUACAGAUAGUAGUAUUCAGAGGCCAAGUCAAGUUAAUUCUAUGGCUAUGAGAAGCAAGAAAAGCAGUGCUUCAAAGGUUUUCCCACAAAAAGGUCCAUCUAGUUUCAAGAAAGAAAUGUUUGCAAAUAACAUGGUGACCAAUGCGAAGAAGUCUGUGAAGAAAUCAGUAACUAAAAGUAGAAAAGCUCACAAGAAGAGAGCUGUCGAUAUCGACGAAAUGAUUGAUGAAGAAGACGACGAUGCAAGCGUGAGUCUCACUAAAAAGGGCAGCCUUGAGCCUAUCAAAGAGACUGAAGAUGAAUAUACCUCCAAAUCAAGACAGAUAUCAAUGAAAGUUGAGGGGUUAAAGCACAAAAUGAAGAAAAGAGGGAUUUCAAAAUCUAAAAUUAAGAAGCUCCAGACUAACAGCAACAAGCCGAAUUAUAUACCAAACAAAAGGAUAGUUAAUCAGAAUGACUCCCAGGACGAUGGAAGUGAACACAACAAGUCUGGCUUCUUCCAACCAUCAACCUUUGGGCCUAACAGGAAUUCUGAGGGUUCAGACACAUCAGAAACUCCAGGAAUCAGAUUUCCGCUUGACAGGAAGAAAACUCUUGUAGGUAAGAUGGGCCAAGCCCAUGCCUCUGCUACUCAAAAGCCAAAAAUGAAGCUGAUCAAGGGAUUAGUUAACCAAGUUUUUGAAAAAGACAACGAUAAUGCUCCAGAAGUGCCAUUAGAGCACAUAGAGGUAGCUACAGAUACUUACAAUGAUUUGAAAUACGGUUCCUCUAUUAUCAUCAGCCUGAACGAAGAUGAGUAUGGGGAUGGAGAGGAAGAGAAGCAGAAUAGACUGAGUAUUAGACUAAGAACCUCAGACAGAGUAAAACCAUUUGAAAUGCAGAAGGAUGAUUACGAUAUUAACUGCACUUUCAAAAUUCUUCCUUACUCACAAUACACAAUGCAGAGUAAAAUCUUAAACAUUGUCGAGGAGGAUGAGCUUGGAGAGAACAUUGAAAUUGAUUACGAAAACUUCAUCUCUGAAAUUGACUCAAAUACUGCUAAUUAUAACCUUAGUAUGAACCAAUCUAUUAGUUAUGGUUCAAGGAUCCAGCUUUAUCAUGAUAGCUCAAAGAGGUUCUUGUGCUAUUAUAAUGAGAAGCUUGAAGGCAUCAGGGAUGCUUUUGAUAACAUGUAUGCUGAUAGUGAGAGCUUUUACCUUGGCUUCUCUGAAUAUCCAGCUGAGAAUACUCAUUUUAGCUUCGAGACUGUUCCUAUGUAUCAGCAAGAAGAAGAUGGUUACAUCAAAGCUUUCCAUUAUCUCUAUCUCACUUGUGUAGAGAAGGGGAAGAAGCAUUAUUUGUAUAGUAUCAGCAAAGAGAAUAAGCCAGCAAAAUGCCUGAUGACAGAGUCUUAUCGAACUCCUCUCAGUGUUAAUGUUAUUAGGGAGCAUAAAGAGCAUGAAGCUGCUAGGAAUAUUGGUAGAACUGAUGUCGUUCUUAUUUCAUUCGCUAAUGACAACUUUUACCUGAACUGUCCUCAAGAAUUAGAUGAAAAUACAGGAAAUUUCAAAGAGCUUAAUGUUCAAUUCCACAGAUGGCAAGAUGCCAAGAGCAUUGACUUUAAUGGAUGGUGGCAAAUUGAGACGAGUGAAGGAUCUAAACAAUGUAAAAUUAGGAACUUCAACAACGGAAAGUAUCUCAAAGCAAUAAGAACCUCCCAUCAGGAUGUAUGUCCUAUUGAACUAGUUGAAAGCGGAGAUGAAGCCUCUUCCUUCUUUUUCUUGUCGAUAAACUCUGAUAAGCCAGAUACUGCGUCAAUCACUGAAAGAGACAUUUUCAAGAUAAUGCUUCCUGGCGAAGGGGAGGACGAACCAAAUAUCUUUAUGUCAAUGGAGCCAGAUGAUAAGAAAGAUGACUACCUCGAAGAUCAUUCUUAUUCAGACAAGAAGAAAGUUAGGCUAGAUAAGCAAUUCAAAGUGAACACAUUUGAUGCUUUCAAGGUCAUUAUCCCUAAGGAAGAUGAGUACAUGGAGCUGUCUCUUUGUCUAGAUUCUCGGGAGUAUGUAGACCUGUUCUUCUCAAAAUUACUGAAAACUCAAGAUGUCAGAGACUUCAUUUAUUCGAAAAAGGAAGGUUAUGCAACGGUAUUCAUCCAGCUCCUCGAUUUCAUGUGGAACAAGCUGAAGGGAAAAACAAGGGCAGAGUAUAAAAUUGGAGAGAUCAUCCCUCACAGGCAAGAAAUGGUUUCCAAAGUGGGAAUCCUUCAGAAAAUGUUUGAUUUUCUUGAAGUUAUCGACCAAAUAGUCACCCAGGAUAACCAAGAUGAGAUAUUAAGCGAGUUUGAGCUUGACGAGUAUGAGGGCUUUAACAACCUUCUUGAGGUUACAAUUAAGACUAUUCAUGUAGCUACAAUGAACCAUCAGAACAAUACCCUACAAUGAAUUCACCACAUGGAUGUUCUGCAGAACUUCAUAUUUGUAGACGGGUGCUCUUCUUUACUAAUAGAUAUCUUUAAGGACAAGGACUUCGAGAUUAACAAGAAGGAAAUCCAUUCUGAGCUGUUCUAUCGAAGAAUUUAUGAAAUUCAGAGAUUUGAGAAGAUCAUUCUCCACUUCACAGGCCUAGCUAAGCAGAGGAGAGACCCUAGAUACUUACUAAUCUUGAGAAAAAUGUGUAUCAUCAGCAGAAAUCCUCUUCCUUUAGUGCAGGAAGCUAUUUUCGAACAUUUAUAUGACUCAGAUGAUUUCUUAACCAAGUUUGAGUUAAACAUUGAGAUAGAUGAGUUUGCUUCAAAGCAGUAUGAAGGGGGAAGUAAUGAUAUCACAGUUGUUUACUACCCAAACUUAGAGCAAAAUGGCGUAGGACCUCAUAGUUUUUAAUAAAAAUAUUGCUCCCAACACUGAUGGCGAAAAAUGCCAUGUUCCUAUUAAGGAAUUUUUAGAAGAGGUAGAGGAUGAUGAAGAUCAGUUCUUUGACUCAUAUAAGAAUGAGAGAGGCUUCUUCCUUGAGCAGAUUAGCUUAGAAGCUGACCUCUGCUUUGGCAGAAACGAUAAAAAUAAAGAGUAUUUUAGAGAGAAAUACCCUUGAUAUUGGCUGAUUGAUUGUUUGCAAGAUGAUGAGCUUGACCAGAAGUUUAGAGGAUCUUUGAUUAGAUUGCUUUAUAGUAUUUACAUUGAUGACCCUCCUCACAAGUUGUUAAAAAUGGAGAGAGCUUUCAAGGCGUAUGAGUCUGCAGAUGAAUACAUCCAGAAGAUCUCUUCAACAAGAAAUAAUCACAUUACUGAUGUAGACCUUGACCACCUCGUCGACUUUAUUAAAGAAUACAUGACAGCUUUUGCGAAGAAAGCAACAGGAGUUAGCUACCUAAAGAAUUUUGAUAUGGAGUUUGUCAGGCUCUUGAAUUAUCUGAUCAGGUUUGGCUUAUUUAUCUACAGAGAUAAAACCUUCCAGAGCAAGGAUAUUGAUUUUGUGUUCAGUUAUCUCUGCCAUAUUUGUGAUAUUUUUACUACGAAGAGUUAUAUUACCUCAAAGCACUCAUUAGAUAAGAUCAUUAGUAAAGAUACAAUUUUGACAGAUGCAUCAAAGAUGAAUCCAAUUCAGAAGGCAUCUUAUGAUAUCAAGUACCAACUCUUUAACAAGAAUUUUUCGUCUCACGAGACAGAUACUAAUGACGAGAAUCCUUCAAACAGUCCUGAAGAGAUCAGUAUCAAUGCGAAGAAGUUCCAUAUCAAGAUCUUGAUCGAGAUAGUGAAUAUGUUCCACUUAUUUAACGACCUGAGGCAGCAGUACUUAAUUUCCAACAAUAUUGAGUACUUCUACAUGAAUAUUUUUCAACCUCACUCGGAAACUGAUUAUCAGAGCUUUAGUGAAGAAGAUUUGAACAAUUUUAACCAGAAAUUAUGAGAUGAAUUUCAACACUUAAUUCCUGAUUGUAAAGACCCCCAUCAGCAUCUGAAGUACGUCCUCCCAAAUCUAGAUGCAAUGUAUGAGAACAAUGAACUUGACCAAUAUAAGGUUCAGAUUAUCUCAAAAAGUGCAAUUCAGAUGCUGGAAGAGAAUAAUAAAGGAAAACCUAGCCUUGCCAAGGUCAGUGUCCAGGAGAUGCAUGAUGAAUUCGUAGCUCUCAUGAUUGACACCUUUAAUCUCCACUCCUACGAUCCGGACCUUAGACAGCUGAUCAUUCUUCUAAUUGCUAGGUAUCAUUCUGAGCGAGCUGAGUUCAUCAGGAAUUUGGACAGGACUAUACUGUUCUUUGACGAAAGUGACUAUUUGUUCUACAACUGGUUACAGCAGCAACUAGAAAAGUUCAUUUUUAACAGCGAAAAAUCAAAUGUGUGGCUCCUAAAGAUCAAAGCUCUCAUCUCAAACUUUAAUAAAGAAAUUAUCGAAGAUAUUGAAGUUACAGAAGAACUCAAGGAUCUCAAGCAGAUUCUGAGUGAGUUGAAAUGGGCCUUGGUCUACAACUGCAAGAUCCUAAGGAACGACAGUGGGGAAGGAGAUCAGUAUAUCCUCCAUCACACCAAAGGUGAUAGGAAAAUAAGUUUUUAUGCCCAGAACUUGUACCGCAAUGCAAAAGUGUACGACUACCUUAUAAAUUUCCUCUUCCAGAAUAAAGAGCUGCUGAUGAAGGUUAGAUCAAUUAAAGUGGGCAGUCUCAAUGAAAACCAGAAGGAAAUUGUGUACAGAGUCAAACAAAUUUUUAGGAAGAUUUUCAGAAUUUUAGAAUUUAUGACCUCUCAAAACCCAGAAACUCAGGAACUCAUGUGGAAAUAUAAGGAGGACUUUGUCUUUGAAGAUCUUGGUAAUAUCGAGCAAGAUGGUGAAUUGGAAUUCGUGUUAAAGAUCAUUGAUGAUUCUGAGAAUGCUAUCAAAUACCACCAAAAUAAAUGGACAUUGACUAAGACUCGUCAAUUUGUCAACUCUCUCAACCAAAGAAUCAGGAAUAGUGAAAACUUUGUGCUAAUUUUGGAGAUCUACAACAAGUUGAUUAAAUUUGAGGCGAUCUCCUUCCUGAAGCAAUCUCUGACAAAGCUGAUCAUGUCAACUCCAGAGGAUAUUCAUUCGCAUGAUAAAGAAACAAGGAGGGAUUUUGAAAAGGCCCAGAAUUUGCAAGAAAUUAUUUAUAGUAUAAUCCAAGAUCAGGAGAAAGUGUUCACUAGAGAUUUCCUCGCUCAACACUUUCCACUUGAAAAAGCAUUUAAUGAGAUAUGCAGCAGCAUUGAUAGACUAAACGAAAUUGAAGAGACCGAAAAAGAUAAAAAGUACGAUAGCCAGGACUAUGAUGAACUCAGGGAUUACCAGUACAUUGACCUUCUCAAUAUUUACACUCAGCUUUAUUUCCAUGAAAGAUACUCUAAUAUUACUAAAUCGGAGCUGGAAGAGUGAAUGACAACUUUGACUAGUCAAUACUUACAGAAGUUGAAUGACUUCAACAGUGUUAGCGAUUUUGAUCAACCAGACAAUAUCAAAAACAGCUCAAUGAAAUUCUUGCUGAUUUACUGUCGUAGCUUCUUCAAAAGGAUGGAAAAACACUAUAAAUUCAUUGCAGAGAAAGACCUUACUUCUAGGCACCACGCAGUCUCUUCUUUCAAAGGAGGUGAGUAUUCUCCAAGAGCGAGUGCUCUUGGCGGCUUCGAAGCUCUUAAAAAGAAGAAACAAGAGAUUGAGCAGCUUAUUGACCAGAUUUACGAAAGAAUGGAGAAUACAGGUGAAGACAAGUAUCAUGAUAUUAUUGACGAAAUCAAUGAUAUGGAGGAAACAGAGCUCCCUUCUAGUGAUCCUUCCUUGAGAAGCAACUUUAACAAAAGCUCAAGAAUCACUAUAAAGAGAGGACAUACAAUGAAGGAGAAGAAUAAUGCCACUAAUCGUAGUCAGCUAUCUCAUGUUUUUACAACAAUCUGGAAUAGGUAUAUCAAAGAUAUUUCAACUAAGAGAAGCUCCAGAAUUCUUGUUGAUAAAGAGCAUAUUGAUUUAGCAAAUCUAAUGUUCAAGACUUUGACCAAUAAGAAUUCCCAUGUACUGCUGCAACAAUCCUACAAAACUUUUAUCAGUACAAGUAUUGAUUAUGUCUUCUCUUGUGAGAAAGCUAACUGGAAUUUGUACAUCAUUGUCUUCAUAUUCAAAAUCAAUUCAAUGCUACUGAGCUUGUGUAGCAAAGAGAUGAAGAAAUCAGCUGCUUCUGAGAUGAAAUAAAAUGAUAGAAUCAAAUGUUCUUGACUCAGUAGACACACUUAGGACAUCUAGCAUGAUAUUCAAAAUUCUAUCAUCCUCCAAAGAUGACAUUUUCUGCUACUCAAAUGAGAUAUUUAAUAUUACUGCUUACUUCUGCAACAAGUUGCUUGGGCUAAGAUCUGAAAGCAUUCAGAAUAAGUUUUUGGGAUUUUUCAAAACAGAUUCCACAUCAGAGCACUUCUUCAACCAAUGUUAUGAAUACAUCCAGGUGCAUCGAGACAAGCUAGAGAGAGGCACUCUGCGAGCUUAUUAUAGCAGACAAAAGUACACAGACGAGCUAGCCAGCAGCUGUUACCUCGUAGACAAAAAUCUUGAAAAGCAAGUGGUAUCUCUUAUGGCUAACUUCUGUGCUCAUGAUAAUAAAGAGAUGCAGAACUACAUGCGUGAUCAAUCGAACAACACGAAGAAUUACAACAUGAUUCAAAUGAUCACUGACUAUUCAGGAAAAUUUUUGAGCCACCUCCAGUACCCUGUUGCUUACGACACUUUCCAGAAAACGCUUGACUGCUUGAUGGAAUUCAAUAGAGGGCCAAAUAAGAUUAACCAAGAGAUUAUUGUUGAAAGAGGCUUCAUUUCUGUGGCUAAUGAAAUACUUAAAAUGGACUAUAAUGUUGAAGAGGAAGUCCAAGAAAACACCAACCUAAGGCCAAAGCUUAAACCUACUAAGCAAUUGAGUUUGCUUAAUGGGGAUUCUUACGGAAAAUCAUCUUUGCCAAGUCUUUCGAAGAAAUCCUCUCGAAAGAGAAGAGAGGAAGUAUACUAUGGAGAUGAAGUAACUCAGCCCCAAAACAACUUCAUGAUCAGUAUGGUUAAGUAUAAAUCAUUAUUGAUCCUCCUUGAGCUCUUAGUCGGAAGAAACAGAACUAAUUAUGUCUACUAUAUACUCAGAAGAGUGUUGGACCCUGAUGUAUUUAGAAAGAACUUUGCUUAUCAAGCUUAUUUUGUCAAGAGAUUCCACAGAAAUGAAUACUCUAUCAAGCUUUUUUUUAGAUAUAAUUUGGAUGUUGAGACUGACAAUAACUCUCCCUUGAUCGUUGAAGUUGGAUUCAAUCUCUAUUUCCUUCUUAUGCGUAUGUCAGCUAAUUUGGCUGUUGAUAUGGACGAAAAAUACUACAAUAGAUUGGUGAGGUUCAUCACAUUGAGAGAAACAAAAUCUUACAAGAAUAAUCAGUGGUUAAUCGAGGACUUGUGGGACUUUACAAAAUCUCUGGUCAAUAUUUUCAUUAGCAACUGUCACAAAAAGAAUAAGUUGAUUCAAAUGGAAGAAGUUACUCAUAUUGUAAAGCAAGAUGCUGAGAUUACUCGUAUUCUUAGAUUCUUUUCUCAGAAUGUAUCUCAGAUUGAAAUCUUUGUUGAAGGUAAACCCUUCACUCAGUUCUUCCCUUUACUACCUUACUGUAAAUUUGAUUCUGAGGUUCCCAAAGAAAAGUUCAGCUUAAUGGUUGAUCGAACUAAUGCUAAAACAAAAUGUGAUUCCCUUAUGAGAGAAAGUCAGUACAUAAUCUCUGAUUUGAAGGUAAAUUACUGGCUUAAGAAAGGCCUGAGCAGAUUUGUUGGUCUAUGCCAAGAAUACUCAGAUAUGUUCAAAAGUCUAUUAUCAAUUCUUGGAAUUCUGAUUAAUGGUAUGAUCCUUUUCUCCUACAGCAUUAAUGUAGGAGAGAGAACAGGAGAUCCUGUGUUCUCAAAUACCUCUGUAAAUUCAACAAAAGGUGUAAUGCUUGGACUGGGUAUUGCUAGCCUCAUACUUGUCUUCAUAACUUCCUUCCUUACGAGUUUUUCAAUAGUCGCAAAUUACUACAGAAGAUACAGCGUGUACGCAGCUGAUGAGGAAAAGAGAAUGAUUGAACUAAAUAAGAUAGAUAGGUUUAGCCAGAACUUCCCUCAACUCAGCAAGGCCAGAGCUUUUACCAAGUUUAUCUACGAAGCGAUAUCCGACUGGAGAAUUAUGUACCAUAUCUUAUUGUUCCUAUUGACACUAACAGGAGUGGUAUUCCACCCAUUCUUCUACACAUUCUUGCUGACUGUCUUCGUGUACCGUAGGAAAGCCUUGAUGGAUGUAUUGAAAGCUAUUGUAAAGCCUUACGAAAGUUUGGGGUUGACAAUCCUUCUGAUGUUCAUGGUUAUCUAUGCGUUCACUAUAGUAGCAUACUCGUAUUACUACGAUGAUUACACAGAGAACGACUGCUAUAGUCUCUGGACCUGCUUCUUGAUCAGCUUCGAUAAUACCUUUAAAAAUGAUGGUGGAGUUGGAGGCUACCUUGAAUCAGCUUAUGUGAGGGAGACCGAUGGCAUUGAUGUGACUUAUGGUAGGGUCAUCUUCGAUAACCUUGCCUUUUUCGUAGUCGGUAUUCUCAUGAUCGAAAUCAUCUCAGGUCUCAUCAUCGACACUUUUGUGGAUUAUAGACAACAAAACAAAGAAAUUGAAGAUGACUGUAAAAAGAUCUGCUUCAUGUGCGAUAGGACAAGAGAGCAACUGGAGAAAAAUCUUGGAGUUGACGGUUUUAGGUUUCAUAUCCAUAACCAGCACUAUAUGUGGGAUUACAUCUUUUUCAUAGCCUAUCUGGGCUCGAAACAAGAAAGAGAAGGGCAGAUCAAGAACACCACCGAAAGAUAUGUCCUGGAUAAGAUCAAAGAGGACGAUCAUUCUUGGCUCCCUUGUUAUAACUAGAUUAUAUCCAAUUUGAAGUUCAA